Megalobrama amblycephala (Wuchang bream) is the source of this 912-nucleotide messenger RNA. RefSeq names its product putative nuclease HARBI1. The record is from RefSeq and is a predicted model, not a curated record. Bases 1 to 912 code for a protein of 303 amino acids. The transcript has a single exon. NCBI's taxonomy places the organism in Eukaryota, Metazoa, Chordata, Actinopteri, Cypriniformes, Xenocyprididae.
AUGGCAGAUGAGUUGGGGACUGAUGCACAAUGUCCCUAUGCCUUCCCCGUGGCAGUAAAGGUUACAGCGGCAUUGCAUUUCUAUGCAUCUGGGUCGUUCCAGCACCCCCUUAGCUCCAUUGGAGGCAUUUCACAAUCUGCCAUAAGUUCGGCUAUACAUGCAGUUACAUCAGGUCUAGUCCGACAUGCUGGGGAAUACAUCAAAUUCCCCGUCACACCUGACAACCAGGAAAGAGCAAAGCAGGCAUUUUGUGCGAAGUAUGGGUUCCCUGGUGUCCUUGGUGUUAUAGACUGCACCCAUGUGCAGCUACGUGCCCCAUCAGAAAACGCACUUGUAUACAUCAACCGCAAGGGAACCUAUUCAAUCAACGUACAAGUCAUUUGCGAUGCUUAUAGUAAAAUCACCCAUGUCUUUGCGAAUUAUCCUGGCUCGAGCCAUGACUCAUUCAUACUGGCAAACUCUACCAUUCCUGCCAUCUUCGAGGGGAAUCCCCCGUUGGAUGGGUGGCUGUUAGGGGACAACGGGUAUCCGUUAAAGACAUGGCUGAUGACACCAUAUUUGAUGCCAGCAACAAUUCGUGAAAUGCAGUUUAAUAGAAAACACACACAAACACGCUGUGUAAUUGAACGAACGUUCGGCAUACUGAAAAUGCGCUUCAGGUGUUUGGAUAGAUCAGGAGGCACUUUACAGUACAGUCCUCAAAAGGUCGCAGCAUUCUUUGUGGCGUGUUGUGUUUUACACAACAUUUCCAUAAAUCAAGGUUGUGUUGUUGACAUAGAUGAGGAAAUAUUAGAGGACUUAAGGAGAGGUGAUGGUGAACUGCAUGUGCCGAUGCCACUUAACCCAAAUGCCCCAGCAGCAGCACGGGAGAGGAGAGCUUAUUUGACAGAAGAACUGCUGCAUCGUCUAUAG